This is a messenger RNA of Bradysia coprophila, 6966 nucleotides long. RefSeq names its product Kinesin heavy chain 73 (gene Khc-73). Gene Ontology annotation, molecular function: ATP binding; microtubule binding; microtubule motor activity. NCBI's taxonomy places the organism in Eukaryota, Metazoa, Arthropoda, Insecta, Diptera, Sciaridae. Gene Ontology annotation, biological process: microtubule-based movement. The record is from RefSeq and is a predicted model, not a curated record.
AUUCAUUCCAUUCAAAGAUUUAAAUAUGGCGUUACACUGACACAGAAUAAAAUUUUGUCUGUGAAAAAGUGAGAAGAAAAAAGUGUUUUGUUCGCAUGAAUCAAGAUAUUCGGAUUGAUUAAUUUUUGAUUAUCUGCAAACAAUGCGUUGAUAAUAAUUGCUUGUAAUAAAUCAAUUGUGAUGUGAUUAUAUCGGUUAAUAUAAAAAUUUGUGUGUGUUUGCAGUGUUCUUGUUAGAAAAUCAAUUCUGUGUGUGACAAAAAGUCAUAGGUUUUUUUUUGUGGAGGAGAGAAGUAAAGAAAAUAACGAAAUCUUGGUAGUGUUUUGUGGAAGUUUGCCUAGUGUUAAACGAUCAGCUCACAAUGGCAACGGAUAAAAUCAAAGUGGCUGUCCGGGUUCGUCCAUUCAAUCGACGAGAACUCGAGCUGAGUACACAAUGCAUCGUCGAAAUGGAAGGUCAACAAACGAUACUACGAAAUCCAUUAUCAAUGGACAAAAUCACCGAUCGAAAACAACCAAAAUCAUUUGCCUUCGACCAUUGCUUCUAUUCGAUCGAUCCGGCUGCACAGCAUUUUGCUUCACAAGAGCAAGUAUUCGAUUCAGUUGGCAGGGACAUUUUACAGAAUGCAUUCCAGGGAUAUAAUGCAUGCAUAUUUGCAUAUGGUCAAACAGGAUCUGGAAAGUCAUAUACAAUGAUGGGUACACAGGACAACAAAGGAAUUAUACCUAGACUUUGUGAUCUACUAUUUUACUCAAUUGCACAAAAACAGACCCCCGAUCUAUCGUACAAAGUCGAAGUGUCGUACAUGGAAAUUUACAAUGAAAAAGUUCACGAUCUACUCGACCCGAAACCAAAUAAACAAUCGCUAAAAGUACGGGAGCACAAUGUACUCGGACCAUAUGUGGACGGUCUGUCACAAUUGGCUGUAUCGUCGUUUCAAGAUAUUGACAAUCUUAUGACGGAGGGAAACAAAUCAAGAACAGUGGCUGCUACAAAUAUGAACGCAGAAUCGUCUCGAUCGCAUGCUGUUUUCUCCGUUGUCCUAACGCAAACAAUAACUGAUCAACUGUCUGGCGUUACGGGUGAAAAAGCGUCAAGAAUGUCUUUGGUAGAUUUAGCUGGUAGUGAACGAGCUGUUAAAACCGGAGCUGUCGGUGAUCGACUGAAAGAAGGAUCAAAUAUUAACAAGUCACUGACGACAUUAGGAUUGGUCAUUUCCAAACUGGCCGAUCAAUCUAGUGGUAAAAAUCGGAACGAUAAAUUCGUACCAUAUCGAGACUCGGUCUUAACAUGGUUGUUGAAAGACAAUCUAGGUGGAAACUCGAAGACUGUCAUGGUAGCUACAAUUUCACCAGCCGAAGACAAUUUCGAAGAGACUCUGUCGACGUUACGAUAUGCCGAUCGUGCGAAACGAAUUGUUAACCACGCUGUUGUCAAUGAAGAUCCGAAUGCACGUAUUAUUCGUGAACUCAGAAUGGAAGUGGAAGCUCUCCGAGAAAUGUUGAAACAUGCGACGGUCAGUGUCAACGGUUCACCCGUUGGCGAUACACAACGAGUCGAUAUCCACGACAAAUUGACUGAAAGUGAAAAUUUGAUGAAGCAAAUUUCGCAAACUUGGGAAGAGAAGCUAGUUAAAACAGAACGCAUUCAGAAUGAAAGGCAGCAAGCGCUAGAAAAGAUGGGAAUAAGUGUGCAGGCCAGUGGUAUCAAAGUGGAAAAGAACAAAUAUUAUUUAGUAAAUUUAAACGCUGAUCCGUCCUUAAACGAACUCCUUGUCUAUUAUCUGAAGGAACGUACUUUGGUUGGUGGUCGAAGUGUAAUGAGUCAACAGCUUGAUAUUCAGUUGUCUGGUUUGGGUAUUCAAGACGAACAUUGUGUGAUUACGAUUGAGGAUGGCGGUCUGUUCAUGGAGUCAAUUAAUAAUGCCCGGUGCUUUAUCAAUGGUUCGGCGGCCACAGCAAAGACUCCUCUGCACCAUGGUGACCGAAUAUUGUGGGGAAAUCACCAUUUUUUUAGAGUCAAUUGUCCAAAGAGUGCCACAACUGGGGUACAUUUAACAUCCGAACCACAAACGCCCGCUCAACCGUUAGAUUACGAAUUUGCAAAGGAAGAGCUGAUGCAGAACGAAAUGAUUAACGAUCCGAUUCAGUCGGCUAUUGAAAGAUUGGAGAAACAGCACGAAGAAGACAAACAAGUUGCACUGGAGAAGCAAAGACAAGAAUAUGAGAGACAGUUCCAACAAUUACGAAAUAUUUUAUCACCGACUACUCCAUACGCACCAUAUGCUCCAUACGAUCCGCUGCGAUUGGGUAAAAUUACACCAAACACUCCGACAUCUCAGAUGAGGGUGGAAAAAUGGGCACAGGAACGCGACGAAAUGUUCAAACGGUCGUUGGGUCAACUGAAAGCCGAUAUUAUGCGAGCAAAUGGAUCCGUUCAGGAGGCAAAUUUUUUGGCCGAAGAAAUGGAGAAACAAACAAAGUUCAGUGUUACGUUGCAAAUUCCACCAGCGAAUUUGAGUCCGAAUCGAAGGCGGGGUGCCUUCGUCAGUGAACCAGCCAUAUUGGUGCGUCGUGUGAACUCGGGUAGUCAAGUUUGGACAAUGGAAAAAUUGGAAAACAAACUCAUUGAUAUGAGAGAAAUGUACCAAGAGUACAAAGAGCGUAUAAUGGCUGGUUUGCCAAUCAUGGAUCUGUCAAUUGACGAUGACGAUGAUGAGGAUGACGGCAAAGUAAAGGCUCUCGAUCCAUUUUACGAGUCACAAGAAAAUCACAAUUUGAUUGGUGUCGCAAACAUAUUCCUCGAAGUGUUGUUCCACGAUGUGAAACUCGACUAUCAUACGCCGAUUAUUAGUCAACAAGGCGAGGUCGCUGGUCGUUUGCAAGUGGAAAUAUCAAAGAUUGCUGGUCAAUUACCACAAGAUCGAAUGUGUGAAGCAGCUUCGGACAGUUCAACAGACAGUCGCGAUGAUGAAUACAACAAUGACAACAUGAAUAGCCAAAUUACUUGCCGCGUCAGCAUAAAAGUAGCCAGUGGAUUGCCGUUAUCGCUGUCAAAUUUCGUGUUUUGUCAGUACACGUUCUGGGGUCAUCAGGAAACAGUCGUACCGGUCAUCAAUUCAGAAUUGCCAAGUCACAAUCAAAAUAUGACAUUCAAUUUCGAGCACACACAAGACUACACUGUGUCCGUAAACGAAGAGUUUCUAGAGCAUUGUGCCGAAGGUGCUUUGUCAAUUGAAGUGUGGGGCCAUCGUUCAGCUGGAUUUUCUCGCUCCAAGGGAUGGGAAGUAGAACAACAGCAAGCUAAAGCAAGAUCCCUAGUAGAUCGAUGGGCAGAAUUAUCACGGAAAAUCGAACUUUGGGUGGAAAUACAUGAACUCAAUGACAAUGGAGACUAUUCACCGGUUGAAGUGACUAAUCGAACAGAAGUAUUGACUGGUGGGGUUUACCAAUUGCGACAAGGCCAACAAAGACGCAUUCAGGUCCGUGUCAAACCAGUUCAGAACUCGGGAACUCUGCCGAUAAUUUGCCAGUCAAUCAUAAGCAUUGCUGUUGGCAGUGUAACGGUACGUUCAAGACUGCAGAAACCAAUGGACUCGUACCAAGAGGAAGACUUGACCGUGCUGAGAGAAAAAUGGAGUGAAGCACUGGGACGUCGGAGAAAAUAUUUGGAUCAACAAAUCCAAAAACUGAUCAACAAAGAGGACAAAACCGAGGAAGAACGCGAACGAGAAUUAAGUUUAGUGCAUCAGUGGGUUUCGUUGACGGAAGAAAGAAACGCAGUUCUUGUACCAGCACCUCGAUCUGGUAUUCCAGGCGCACCAGCAUCUUGGGAUCCUCCGCCCGGCAUGGAACCACACGUACCUGUUUUAUUUUUAGACUUAAAUGCUGACGACUUAUCUGCACAAAAUUCCAGUGAAGAAGUUUCAAUAGCUGGAAUUAACUCAAUACUUCCGAAAGAGCACGGAAACAAGUUUUAUACGCUACAGAUUUUGCAACAUUUGGACAAAGAUGUUUGUGCCAUAUCCAGUUGGGAUUCAUCGAUACAUGAUAGUCAAGCACUCAAUCGCAUAACUGAAGCCAACGAGCGCGUCUAUUUAAUUCUGAAAACAACCGUUCGACUGUCCCAUCCGGCACCAAUGGAUUUGGUGCUCCGGAAACGAGUGGGACUUAACAUAUACAAGCGCCAAAGCAUUGCCGAACGUCUGAAGAAAUCGAAGUGGCUUGGACGUGGAGAAAAUGUCAUCACCCAGUCUGGCGUCACAUACGAAGUUGUCUCAAACAUUCCGAAGGCAUCGGAAGAGCUAGAGGACCGUGAAUCGCUAGCCCAAUUGGCUGCUAGUGGUGACGAUUGUUCGGCCAGUGACGGUGAAACGUAUAUUGAAAAAUACACGCGCGGUGUGUCCGCUGUGGAAAGUAUUCUGACUCUGGAUCGAUUAAGGCAAAGUGUGGCAAUUAAAGAACUGGAACAAACUCAUGGACAACCUUUGUCAAUGAGAAAGACCGUUAGCGUGCCGAACUUCUCACAGGCUGUUAGAGAUACUGCAAACAUUGGAGGUUUAAUGCGAUUUGAUGCAUCCAUGGAAUCGCUCAUAAACAUUGGUCGAUCGGAGUCAUUUGCUGAUCUGAAUAAUACCGAAUUUGGUAUGACAAAAUCAAUAUCAUUCAUGGGACAGCCGACUCAUCGUGAUCUGUUUUCGAGUGCACAUAAUUCACAAACUCGAGAUUUUACUGGUCGAACCAGGCACAGUUUCGGUGGCAAGGGAUCGAAUGAUGACGCUCUGGGCAGUGCCAAGCAAUUCGGUAUCGGCUCUAUAUUGUCAGCACGUCCUACUUUUUUGAAUCUCAAUUUGAAUUUGAAUUCACUGAGAUCACAACAACCGACGACAAAACCUUCACCAGCCGGUAGCAAAUUAGGUCUUCGUAUGACAACUUUACACGAAGAACCGAUGGCACAGCGAACUCUUGUUGAAGAACCAGAAGACAGUUACAGUGAUCCUGACUAUCCUGAAUAUGAAACGCACGAAGAGAAAACAAUACACAAAUCAAAAUUUAAAUCACGAAUGUCCUCGUCGAAAACCAUGGGCUCGUUAACGGAAAUUGGUAGUUCACACACGAGCAUGUUGGCGUACACAUCUAAUGCUAAUACCGCAUUGAAACAUGUUGUCGGCACUCCUAGCAUGACAUCAUCUGCAUCGAGUGGUUAUGGGUCACAGGCUGUUUCGUGCAGCAAUCUAACUAACGAUGACACAUUAUCGUUGCGAUCAAUCAGCGUUGACGAAACUCCAGACUUUGAUCGGUCGUCGUCUGGCUCGCCACCAAAUAAGAUCUCAGCUAAGGACCAAUCGGAAAAAGUGAAAGUUGAACUCACAAAUACAACGCCCUACACACCCGGCAGUCAACAAAAGAGAUUUAAUCCAUUCCUGAAAGACAUUCCUAACAUGGAAAAUAGUGUGGACGAGAGGCUGCCAGUGUCAUUACAUUCAACCAAAAAACCAUUGACUCCCACCAAAGAACAUCCGUUACAAGAUCUGGGAGAUGAAGAUAAAACGACCACAUCUGAAGACGACGAUGCUUUCUGCGAUGUCAAACCGAAGCUGAAAGUUCAAAAUGAUGAAAACAAGAAUGUGAUAAUCCAAGUCAAAGAAGACGACGACAAUCGGAACACAACAUUGGGCUCCGAUGAGUUUAACUCAAAUGAAUCGAACGAUGCUGAACAGCAGCUCGAUGACGAGACUAAUGUAAGAUCUCAACAGCCGUCGAGCAAAGUGGUGCGACGUAAGAAGACCUCCUCCACUGCAAACGCAAAGAACGCAAAUCAGCGAGCAUCAUUUCCAAUGGGCAAAUCGAAUUUGGAUAAAUCGAUAGAACGGUUGGAAGUGCAAAUGGGAAAUUUAGGCGGUGACACCGACUCGUCGGAACGGUUGGAAGCGCAUAAUGAUUCACCCGUACCUGAAUGGGUGAUUGUCGGGGAAUCUGUGUUGAUACGACCGUCAAACCUAAGUGGAGUUAUUAGCUUUAUUGGAGCCACCCAUUUUCAGGGCGGCGUAUGGGCUGGUGUUGAAUUGGAUACACCGACUGGUAAAAAUGAUGGCACAGUGCAGGGUAUACAAUAUUUUGUAUGCAAACCAAAGCAUGGCAUUUUUGUUAGAGUAGAUAAAUUAAUCCAAGAUAAACGAGGUAGAGCAAUGCGGGCAUACAAAGCUGAGAAAAUGGCCAAAGAAAGCAAUAUGAUUCGUUCAAAAAGUCGCGGUGACUCAAUCAACACCAUCGGUACAUCGCGCAAGUGAUUGUUUCCUAAAUGUUCGCAUCAACUGAAACGGAAACAACCAAAUAACGGUGCGAACAUUUCUAUUGUUAAGCAUGAACAAAAGUGGAAAUAUUAACCUGUUAGAAACGGCUAAUUAAUCAUCUGCUAUCGACAAUGAAGGAAGUGAUGAGCUCUUGUCUUGUCAUAAAUAGCAGAAUGUUAAAACGAACGAAGUAAUAGAUUUUGGAUAUCAAAACACUUCGAUUAUAUUUUGUGGUACGCUUGCCGUUUCUGACCGGUUAACAAAAUGAAAAUUUAGUAAAUUAAAUGAUGAAAAUGUGCAAAUUAAAAGUUAAAUUAAGCAAGAAAAUGAAUGCAAUAAUAAAAAGGACGAAGAUUAAAAUGAGGAGAAUUAUAAUAAUGUAGAAUCGUAGAAAAUGCAAUUUUAAUUCAACGACAAAUUUGUAAUUGAAAGCAUAUCGUGUCGUGGUAAAAAUAAUUUUAAAAAAUUGAGAAAAAUUCAACUAAAGUCAAACUCAAAUGCAUAAGAGAAUCUUAAAGAUUUCCCCAAAUAAAACAGAAAAGACAACCGUCUACAUCGAAACGAAUAAUAUCUUUUGGUUUGAUUUUUGGUUUUCUUCUUGUAAUAUCAAAAUGAUUUAACGCUUUUCUUUAUCGAUUUAAUGUUAAAAUGAAGCAAAAAUGUAUCAUUCAAAA